GGAGGGACUUCCUUCAUGACUGCUGUUGGAUGCGUUGGAUAGCAGCUACUUAUGAGGUGACACGUAACUAAAAUUAAAGGUGCAAUGUAGGCAUUGACCGUCAUCUCGUUAAUUACUUUUCAUACAGUUGUACAAAGCCGUGCACUUGAAAUAUCAAACUUAAAGACCAGGAUAAACUCGUGCAAUUCGACUACUCAACAGUUAGGCUACGUGUGUGAGGUCAGGCGAAAAUCUGAGCAUAGUCUUUGAAGUAGCAAAAGGAGUUCGUUGAUGUGUUUUACAUGCACUAAAAUGCCUAAUCUUCACCAAACAUGUUCCUACACUUGGUAGGCGAUCAUUUCGUUUGAUUUGUGUGUGCAAAAAUGCCACGGGAGUAAAGCGUAACAAGACCAAAUUUGGACCUACCAAGAAAGUUUCUGCCGAGGUGACGGGGCUUGCCUACUACGCAGGCGGCAAGGAGGGGAAAUGGGUAACGGAGUGUGUUCUCGGAGGCAACGGAAAAUCUUCCAGUCUCUAUUGCUGGUGACUGUGGUCUUCGGGAUCAUUUACGGGGCGAUGGUAUCAUACGAAAUGCACAAACAGUUGAAGAGGACGGAGGCGCUGGCACUGAAGUACCAACAGCACCAAGAAUCGCUGUCAGCGCAGCUUCAAGUGGUGUACGAGCACCGCUCCAGACUAGAGAAGUCACUGCAGAAGGAGAGAGUUGAACACAAGAAGGCCAAAGAGGAUUACCUGGUUUAUAAGUUGGAGUCUCAGCAGUCUCUGAACAAGGAGAAGCAAGACACCAGCAGUAGAUUCAACUCCCUCCACGUACAGCAUCAGAUGCUAAAGAACCAGCACGAUGACUUGAAGAAGCAGUACUAUGAGCUGCAGGAUCAGCACCAGAUCCAGGGAGAAGACCACGGCCGAGCCCUGGAGGAGCACAAGGAGCGCUAUGAGAAGCUGCAGCAGACCAAGGACCUGGAGAUGUCCAAGCUCAAAGUAGAGAAUGUGUACAACCUGCGGGAGGAAAAUAAACAGCUAAGGAAGGCUCACCAGGACAUCCAUAUUCAACUGCAGGACGCACGUAUCCAGCACAUGGACCUGAAAGCUGCUCACGACCAGCUGGCACUGACGCUGGAAGACCACAAGAGUGCCCUGGCCACUGCUCAGAUGCAGGUAGAUGAGUUCAAGAAGUUGAAGGAGACCCUAAACAGAAUGCCCAGUCUGAAACACGCUGACCAGAACCAUCCUCAGCAACAAGGUCAGCCUGCAGCCUUAUUGGACCAGGCCCAUGUACAGGACCCACCCCCAGCCCAGCAGGAAGCCUUAUUGGCUGAGACCCACAAGGAGGAAUAUGCCCAUGAGGAUGAUACACAAUCAAAAUUGGACCUGCAGGACAAGGGGGAGGGGCCUAAGAUGGAUCCCCAGUCUCAGCUGACUAUAUCCCACGAUGCUUUGCCAGAGAAAGAAGGGGAUGUGGAGGGAGAGGGGGAAGCGGAGAGAAGGAGAGAGCUAGCAGAAGAGGAGAUGGAGCAGGCAGGGCAGCCCCAGAAGCUGGAGGAGGAGUCUGACCAACCCCAGGAUGAGGAGGAGGAGGGGGUGGAGCUAGAGCACGAGCUGCCAGAUGACAAUGCUCUUGAUCGUCAGAGACGCCAACCACAACCGGACCCCCUGGUGGAGCUCCACCAUGAGGCCCACCUUCAUCAGGAGGCCCACUCUGAGGUGGAGCGUGUCAAGUCAGCCUAUGAGCAGCAGCAGGAGCAGCAACGCCUGGAGGCCCAGCGGGCCCAAGAGCAGAGGGCGCUGCAGUUGCACCAGGAGGCCCUGCAGGCCCAGAGGGAGAAGGAGCAGAGGGAGAGGGAGCAGCAUCUGAAGGAGCAGCAGGAGAAGGAGGCACAGCACAACCAGGAGGCCGACAGACAGGAGCAACUCCUCAGGGAGGAGCACCUCAGGAGGAGGAGCCAGUACGAGAACAUGGACAACGACAUCGCCCAGGGAGAGGAUGACCCCCACGCAGAUGAGGAGGAAGAGAAGGACACACCUUUGCAACCUGAGGAGGGAGAUGAGAAGCAUGAUGAAGAGGGGCACCGAGUACCAGUACAUCAGGAGGGGGCAGUAGAGGGGGAGGUGGACCCCGAGGACGACCCUAACAACCAGGGGGAGGAUGAAUUUGAGGAGGCAGAGGAGCAGCAGCCACAGCACAGAGCAGGGGAGGAGGAGGAGGAAGUGGGGGAUCUGCCCAAACACACAGACACACACCACAACCAGCCUGCUGUAGAUGAGGAACUGGUGGUGUGGGAGGAGGGAAAAAGUCAAAAGAAAGUUGGGAUGGCGGUUAACCCAGACCAGCAAGAAGAUACUCUGGAUGAGCAGGAGGAGGGCGAGGACGAGGUGCUGGAGGAUCUGGCUGGUGCUCAGAAGAGAGAAGACGAGGUAGAGGAGGAAGAGGAGGAAGGAGACCCCUACAAUGAAGAGAACCUUGAACAGGAUGAAGUGAAGGAGCAAGCCGAGAAGGAGGCGGAGCACCGAAAAGAAACAGAGAACGAUGAGGAGAACUAUGAAGAGGAGGAGGAGGAGGUUGUUGUUGGUCGGGGCAAGCACACCAAUCGCAGGGCAGAGAUGUGAGACAGACAGGGAUGUUGACCUAUAGCUGUCUUUUUUCAUUACCCUUGGGACCUAUCAGAGGCCUUGUUUUACACUCAUCCAGAAAGGAGUAAACUGUCAUCCACUUGACGUUCUGAACAGAGCAAUGGGAAGGAUCUACCUGGAAACUGGAUUGUUCUCUUGUUUAAGUGGGACCGGAACUGAUUAACUUCUUUUAAGGGGAUGGACAGAUCCCUCCAGGCUCAAAGGAAAAAAAUAUUUUCUGUUCAUCUAUAUAUCUGUUUGUCUUUCUGUCUGUAAGAAUGUAAUAUUAGUGUUUUGACGUAAAAAGUGUUUGUGUGCCCACAAAUACACAACAUAGUUGCUAAGCUUUUUAUACUUGUUUUUUAUGCAAAUGUUUUCUACUCAAACGUUUUCUACUAUCUUUCACAUUCCAAUCAAAUGAAAAUGUUUCAUUUAUUUAUUGUUAUCCCAAUAUUGACAAUCUUUAAGGGUGGAAGAUAUCUUUUUUUGUCAGAGGAAUUUUAGCCCAUAAAAAAGGUGUGGAUAAUUUUUUGACAUGGUGUCAUAAAUGUAUAUCCCCAUUGUAAAUCCCAAUCUGACAAAAAUACACAAUCGUGUUUCAUUUAA
Osmerus eperlanus (European smelt) is the source of this 3216-nucleotide messenger RNA. RefSeq names its product golgi integral membrane protein 4a (gene golim4a). The transcript has 16 exons. The record is from RefSeq and is a predicted model, not a curated record. The coding region runs from base 466 to 2607 and encodes 713 amino acids. Gene Ontology annotation, cellular component: Golgi apparatus; Golgi membrane. Lineage: Eukaryota; Metazoa; Chordata; Actinopteri; Osmeriformes; Osmeridae.